AUGGCUUCUUACAACAACAACAACAUCUGGCAUUGUAUUUCCUCCUCCUCGUACGGUGACCCCUGCCUGGAUCUCUUUUUCGACGCCCUCAGACCAGAAUAUAGAGAUGUUAACCCCUGCCCUAAAUAUCUUGAGCAACUGCUUCCCUUGGCCUGGUCCCACGAUCCCCUUACCACCCUCAAGCUCAUCUUCACCUUCCAUUCAAUCUAUUUUUCUGAAAGAAAGUUCGACACGGCCGUGCUUUGGCUCCACCACAACCACCCCAAGUCUCUGUUACGCAACCUCCACUCUAUUGCCGACUUUCCUUUUGUCGACUGUCCCGGCGGUGAGAGUUGGUACCUUGUCCAAAUUCUCUACAACGUCCUAGUUCAGAAACCAGACGGCCAAGUUCACGACGCUGCUGCGCAUCCGCAUCUUCAUCCCGAGAGGUACCACCGUGACCCCGAUUAUAGAUUGUUACACGAUCGGGUUAUACAUAUUUUCGUGGAGCGGUUGAAAUCUGAUAUUGACAAAAUGGAGCAAUCUGAUUAUAUCAGUGAUGCUGCAGCGUGUUGCACUUCCACACUAUUGUGGGACAAGCACUGCACGAGCACAAUUUUUCUGUGUGAUAGCAUUGCGAGAAGGCUUUCCCUUCCAGGAUCAGAUCAAUUAGAAGAGGAAUUUUUGGUGCCUUUGACCAAUUACGACAACAAAAAGAUUAAAAAGCAGAAUCUGGAGGAGGAGUAUUUGCACAAGGUGAAAGCAGCAGCAGAUUUAGGAGGCGGCAUUGGCAUAAUAAAGCCGGAUGCUUUGCUUCCGCAUCAGUUCAUAGGAUAUGUAGGAGAUAAGGAGAAGGAGGGUUUCGGCGAAGUAAUUGAGCUUCAGUGGAAGGCAAUGGUGGACUUGUACCAAAAGCAGGGCGAGGAUUUGAGCAAAUUCAAAAAUAUGUUGGUGGUGCCCCAGUGUCGACUGAAAUAUCAUUUAGAGAUUGGUUUGGGACUUUUGGUGUCUGAACUGAGCGAAGAGCCAUGGAAAGGAAAGUUGAUUGGUGGAGGAGGUGAGCCAUUCUUCAUACGAGGUGAUAAUGAUCUCAAGUCCAAGUGCGAGUUGUGGUGGAAAUCCGAUAAGUCUAGUGUUUUGGGUGUGAUUGAUUUAAUUUUGGAGGUGGGUGUGAAUAUGAAUUUGAAGGCAGGGCAGAUGAUCAAGAAGGUGAUUGUGUUCACUGAACUAGAAUCAAGGGAGUUACAGUACCAGUUGCUCCGGAGCGAGUAUGAGGCAAUACAAAGCAAGUAUAAGGACAAAGGGUACGGGAAUGAUGCGGUGCCACACAUUUUGUAG
Molecule: messenger RNA, 1317 nt
Organism: Prunus dulcis (almond)
Lineage: Eukaryota; Viridiplantae; Streptophyta; Magnoliopsida; Rosales; Rosaceae
Exons: 1
Coding region: 1-1317 (438 amino acids)
Source: RefSeq, a predicted model, not a curated record